AUGCCCGAAACACGUUCGACCUUUGAGCCUAGCCAACUUCUGGAUGGCUGUGAGCCCAGUCUCGCCGACGAAUACAACAAGAUGAUGGAUAUCACGGAGCAGACAAAGGACAGGUACGGUACUCUCUGGCGCGAUUCGAAUGCAUUGAUGGCCAAUCUUGUACGAACAAAGGCCGAGCUCGACCGGGUCACAGCCCUGCGGCAACAGGAGCUGGCCGAACACAGAGGGGCCAUCGAGCCGUAUAGAAGGGUGAUUCGAGCCAAGGAUCGGCAGCUUCAAAAGUUCAGACGGAAGAAGCAAAAGCUUCGACAUCGAAUCCGACAUCUAGAGACAGAUUUGAGGGUGGCGAAUGAGGAACUGGAGAAGGUUGCAUUUCUGAUAUGUGAGAUCUGCUACGCCAAGAUCAAGGACACAUACACCACUUGUGGACACACCUACUGCCAGGGUUGCCUCUCUACGUAUCGACAAUUUCUCGCCUGCGAUAUGACUAUCUUGGCGACUCAAUGUCAUUUUGGUCCCUGCCCGAAGUGCCGGACUUUGCUCAAGCCUGACGACAUUCGGAAGCUCUAUUUGAGUACAUCUCAGGAUGUUGUGGUUGUCGAUAGUGACAGCGAUAGCCCCAGCGAGGACGACAAUAACGACCACAGCGACAAAGACAGCGAAGACAGCGAAUACGAUGAUAAUUGA
This is a messenger RNA of Fonsecaea erecta, 687 nucleotides long. RefSeq lists its product as hypothetical. Gene Ontology annotation, molecular function: metal ion binding. The transcript has a single exon. NCBI's taxonomy places the organism in Eukaryota, Fungi, Ascomycota, Eurotiomycetes, Chaetothyriales, Herpotrichiellaceae. The record is from RefSeq and is a predicted model, not a curated record. Bases 1 to 687 code for a protein of 228 amino acids.